This is a messenger RNA of Oryzias latipes (Japanese medaka), 3560 nucleotides long. It is a transcript of the gene wdr24, whose product is annotated as WD repeat domain 24. Gene Ontology annotation, molecular function: protein binding. The record is from RefSeq and is a predicted model, not a curated record. Gene Ontology annotation, biological process: cellular response to amino acid starvation; positive regulation of TORC1 signaling; positive regulation of macroautophagy. NCBI's taxonomy places the organism in Eukaryota, Metazoa, Chordata, Actinopteri, Beloniformes, Adrianichthyidae. Gene Ontology annotation, cellular component: GATOR2 complex; vacuolar membrane; cytosol.
CGCGAGAUUAGAGCAAAAAUACAACUUCCGGCGCUGCAAGCAUUUAACAACACUUUACAGCAUAAGGCUGGCUCACAUGGGAGCGCAUGAAGAGGACUUCGUCCAGUGUCAGACAUUCAUGAAAUUAUCAUUCAGUAAAAAACUUGAUAAAUAUGGAGAAGAUGUCACGGGUCACCACCGCGCUAAGCAGCAACACCAUCAGUGGCAAAACAAUGUUCUGUCACUUGGACGCUCCUGCCAAUGCCAUCAGCGUGUGCCGCGAUGCAUCCCAAGUUGUCGUCGCCGGGCGCAACAUUUUCAAGAUCUACACCAUCGAGGAAGAGCAGUUUGUGGAAAAACUGAAUUUACGCGUCGGCCGCAAACCCUCCCUGAACUUCAGCUGUGCUGAUGUCAUGUGGCACCAGAUGGAGGAGAAUCUGCUGGCCACGGCUGCCACCAAUGGGGCGGUGGUCACGUGGAAUUUGGGAAAGCCUUCUCGCAACAAGCAGGACCAGCUGUUUACCGAGCACAAACGCACCGUCAACAAGGUGUGCUUUCACCCCACAGAGGUUUACAUGCUGUUGAGUGGCUCUCAGGACGGCCUGAUGAAGUGCUUUGACCUGCGUAAGAAGGAGUCUGUCAGCACCUUCUCAGGUCAGUCGGAAAGUGUAAGGGACGUCCAGUUCAGCAUGAAGGAUUUUACAUUUGCUGCAUCCUUUGAGAACGGUAAUGUUCAGCUGUGGGACAUCAGACGACCGGAUCGGUACGAGAGAAUGUUCACCGCUCACACCGGCCCUGUGUUCUGCUGUGAUUGGCACCCGGAUGACAGAGGCUGGCUGGCUACGGGAGGCAGAGACAAGAUGGUGAAGGUUUGGGACAUGACCACUAACAGAGCUAAAGAGAUCUACUGCGUCCAGACCAUCGCAUCAGUGGCUCGAGUUAAAUGGCGCCCCGAGAAGAGGUUUCACUUGGCCACCUGCUCUAUGAUGGUGGACCACAACAUCUACGUGUGGGAUAUCCGUCGCCCUUUCAUUCCCUUUGCCACCUUCGAGGAGCACAAAGACGUGACCACUGGUAUUGUGUGGCGACACCAACACGAUCCAUAUUUUCUGCUUUCCGGCUCCAAAGACAGUACACUCUACCAGCACAUGUUCAAAGAUGCUACCCGCCCUGUAGACAAGGCCAACCCUGAGGGUUUGUGCUUCGGGCUUAUGGGGGACUUAGCCUUUGCAGCCAAGGAGAGUCUGAUAAACAGUGACACCAAUAGGAAGCCCUACCCUGGAGGUGAUCGCCGCAAUCCCCUGUUUUUCUUCAAGAAGACCGACCCGACAGAACAGUUUGCCCACGUGUCCAGUGCGCUCACGAUCUACCAGACAGGCUUGGACAGUAACAACAUGGACUGGUUUGUCAGUACGGCGCAGCGCUAUCUCCUCACUGGAAAGCCGUUUGCAGAGCUGUGUGAUCACAACGCCAAGGUGGCCCGGGAGCUCAAGAGACCUCAAGUUUCUACGACGUGGACCAUGCUCAGGAUUAUGUUCUCUGACCCGGCCAACCUCCCUGCAGCCGGUCUUAACCACAGCCUCAGUAAACUGGGCUCCUUACCUUUAAUGAACAGUUUCAGUUUAAAGGAGAUGGGUUCAGGCCUGGCCUCAGAGAGCAGACUGGAGCGCGGUAAGGGAGACAGCAGGCAGGAUAACAUCCACUUGGAGACUGGGAACUCACACAUCAGCAAUAAUAAUGAAGAAAAUGAGGAGACGGAGGGCAGCGACGGCCCAGCAGAGUGCAUGUUCGGAGACGCAGAGUUAGACGAUGACGAUCUAUACUCAAUGGACCAUGAGAACCAAGCAGAGGAGCAGGAGUACACGCUCCCACAGGAGGGCUUCCAGCUGCGCCACGAGAUCGUGGACAACCCAUCCGCCCCAGAGCACUUCCAGCAGGACAAGGCUGACUCGCCGCACGUCAGCGGCAACGAGGCCGAGGUCCCCUGCCUCACACCCAUCGAGUCUUUCUCGCUCAUCUCCAUUUCCCAGCCGCUGUUCACCCAUCAUCUGCCUGCUAGUUUCUUCUGCCCCAUUGUGCGGGAGAUGCUGAGCUACUACGCCGAGCAGGGGGACGUCCAGAUGGCUGUGUCUGUGCUGAUCGUCUUAGGAGAAAAGAUCCGAAGGGAGAUUGAUGACCUUACUCAGGAGCACUGGUACAUGUCUUAUAUAGACAUGCUGCAGCGGUUUGAGCUAUGGAACGUGUCCAAUGAGGUCAUCAAACUGAGCACGUGCAGUGCUAUAACCUGUCUGAAUCAGACGUCCACGACUCUCCACAUCAACUGCAGCAACUGCAAGCGACCAAUGAGCAGCAAGGGCUGGAUGUGUGACAGGUGCCAUCAGUGUGCCAGCAUCUGCGCCGUGUGCCACCAUGUGGUGAAGGGGCUGUUCGUGUGGUGUCAGGGCUGCAGCCACGGCGGACAUCUGGAGCACAUUAUGAACUGGCUGAAGAGCAGCGCUCACUGCCCUGCAGGCUGUGGCCACAUGUGCGAGUACACUUGACCCAGCCGGCGCUGGUUCCCAGAGGAAGAUGGGAAGACGGCCUCACGCUGGCCUGGAUCGCACACCUUCAGGCGUCACAGAGAAAGAAGACCGCCUUACCUGUCCGCUUGAUCCUGGAGUGUCAGACCAAGGUCAUGUGUGCACUCCUGAACAACUGCACAUACAAUUAGGUGAACUCGUGUUUGGACGUAAAAAGUCUCCUGAAGGAUUGGUGAGUUCAUGUAAAAGUCAUAAAAGCACCUGCAAGUCUGACUCAUUCAUGGCUUUGAAACUGUUCUGGAAAUCUUGAGUUCCACAAAACCAGAUGUUCACUUAUAGUAAGUGGUGUUAAUGUUUUUACCUAUAGAGAAUUCAUUGCUGUUAGCGAGCUUUUAGGCGUUUGACUGAAGCAAUAGGCUGCAGCACAGCUGAUCGUUAUGCAUCAAUGUGAGCAGAAGGCAACACCAGGACAACUCUGACAAAUCCUAAAGCCUAUUAAUUUGAAAUAACGAUCACACUUCACUCGUGUAAGGGCCGAUCUCCAACAUGGCGACCUGCCAGCAGACGCAUACUUAACACUGGAAAGCAGCCAGCAGCAGAGCAGUCUUAGAAAAGCUUGGAUUUCAAACCUUAAGACUUAAAGGUUUAAUGCAUUUCAAAAUAAAACAUCUGCAUCUGAACAGGAGAUGUUUUAAAGAAGGAAAAUCCCACUAAACUGAUGAGACACUUCCCCUUUAGAGACAAUCUACUUUGUAUUAAUAAAUAUCAUUAGAAGAAAAAAAAAAAUCAAGAUUCUUCUUUUGUCAUAAAUAGAACCCAGCAGAAGCAAAACUUUUCACCUCUAGGUUAUCAGUUUGCGCUGAACCUCCUCUAAACCAUAAAGUGAGAUCAGUUCAUCCACUCUAAUCCCGGAAUAUUAAGGAUUAAUAAUCCACCACAACAUUGCUGCUGUGAAUGAAAUCUAAAAUGAAUCCCAUCAUGACAUGUUUGAGUUUUUACUUUAACCUGAACCUAUAUUGUUUGAAAUGUUUUAUCACUGAAAAUAAACUGGUUCUCACAUCA